CCCGCAGAAGUAAAGUUGCAUAUAAACACUCGACAAAUAUUUGCUCCUUCUCUUCGCCGGCCCUGAACAAAUCGGUGGCUCAUCCCUCCUACACACGGUGGCCGGAGCUAUACACAUUUCAACACUAGCCUCAAAACGCUAGAUCUCCAUCUUAUUGCUUAAAAGCACUCUAAAUUGCCCUAUUCUGUUCAUUUUUUCUAUUGUCAUUUGCACACUGCUAGAUCAUCAGCCGCCCACCCUUGCUUGCUGCACAUUUCGAGUCGCCAUGGCGGCUCGAUCUCUGCUUAUUUUGGUAAUGGCGAGCCUUCUUGUGGGGGAGAGCUUAGAAAUUACAUUCUCGUCGAAGCUGAUUCACCGGUUCUCUGACGAAAUGAAGACGCUUAGGGUUUCGAAGUACGGAAGCUUGAGCAUGAGGAACUUGUGGCCUGAGAAGAAGAGUGUGGAGUAUUACCAGAAGCUCGUGAGCAGUGACUUCCAGAGGCAGAAGAUGAAGCUUGGACCUCAUUACAAUUUUCUCUUCCCUUCCGAAGGCAGCAAAACGAUGUCGCUUGGAAAUGACUUUGGAUGGUUGCACUACACCUGGAUUGAUAUAGGGACACCUCAUGUGUCAUUUCUUGUUGCACUGGAUGCUGGAAGUGAUCUACUCUGGGUGCCUUGCGAUUGCGUGCAAUGUGCCCCCCUAUCUGCAAGUUACUAUAACAGUCUGGAUAGAGAUCUGAAUGAAUAUAGUCCUUCUCAUUCAAGUACCAGCAAGCACCUAUCUUGCAGCCAUCGGUUAUGUGAAUCAGGUCCGAACUGCAAAAGCCCUAAACAGCCAUGCCCUUACGCUAUUGAUUAUUACACAGAAAACACAUCAAGUUCUGGAUUGCUGCUUGAGGACAUAUUACAUCUUGCAUCAGAUGGUGAUAAUGCAUUAAAUGCUUCUGUGCAGGCUGCAGUGGUCAUAGGAUGUGGCAUGAAGCAAAGUGGUGGUUACUUGGACGGGGUUGCACCUGAUGGUCUGAUGGGUUUAGGACUGUCAGAAAUUUCAGUUCCCAGUUUUCUUGCUAAAGCAGGAUUGAUCAGAAACUCUUUCUCAAUGUGCUUUGAUGAGGAUGAUUCUGGGAGAAUAUUUUUUGGUGAUCAGGGACCAACAACCCAGCAAUCUACUCCAUUCCUCACUCUAAAUGGGAAUUACACAACAUACAUCGUGGGAGUGGAGGCCUGUUGUGUUGGCAGUUCUUGCCUUAAGCAGACAAGCUUUAGGGCACUAGUUGAUACUGGCACAUCAUUCACAUUUCUUCCAGAAGAUGUUUAUGAAAGAGUUACUGAGGAGUUUGACCGACAAGUGAAUGUUACGAUCUCCAGCUUUGACGGUUAUCACUGGAAGUAUUGUUACAAAUCCAGUUCAAAGGACUCGCCCAAGGUGCCAUCUGUGAAGCUCAUUUUCCCGUUAAACAACAGCUUUGUGAUCCAUAAUCCUGUUUUUAUGAUCUAUGGCAUGCAGGGAGUUGCUGGAUUUUGUUUAGCCAUUCAACCAACUGAUGAAGAUAUUGGAACCAUUGGACAAAAUUUCAUGACGGGAUAUCGAGUGGUGUUUGAUAGGGAAAAUUUGAAGUUGGGAUGGUCACGCUCCGAUUGUGAAGGUCGAAGUGAUGGCAAGAGGAUGCCUCUUACUUCUCCCAGUGGGGCACCAGCUAACCCAUUACCAACAAAUGAGCAGCAGAGCACUCCUGGAGGACAUGCGGUUUCACCUGCUGUUGCUGGAAGAGCUCCAUCUAAACCAUCAGCUGCCUCAGCCCGGCUACUUACAUCCCAGUUUUGUUUGUUGAAGUCAUUGCUGGUAGUGGUGGUGCUUCAUGUACUUGUUUAGGUUUUUGCCUUCUAUGAAGAUAAGUUUUACUUUUCUUACGGCCGUCUUCUACAUGUAAAUUAAGCUUGUCCUUUUUUAUAUGUAUACAAAGUAUCUGUAGAUCUGUCCUGUGAUCCAAUGCCAUCAGUUUUUUUCCCUCCUUAAUGGCAUGUGGUUGAUCAGGACUUUGGAGGGCGCACACUGCAAUUCAGAUAUAUUAAUGUCUCUUGUUUCUGUUAUCUCCUGUGCCUUACAAUAGCCAUACUUGAAAUGGUUAUCCAUUGUGGCUGAGUUAUUCCACCUUGUA
Messenger RNA from Hevea brasiliensis (rubber tree), 2138 nucleotides. Its product is annotated as aspartic proteinase-like protein 1. The transcript is spliced from 10 exons. NCBI's taxonomy places the organism in Eukaryota, Viridiplantae, Streptophyta, Magnoliopsida, Malpighiales, Euphorbiaceae. The record is from RefSeq and is a predicted model, not a curated record. Gene Ontology annotation, molecular function: aspartic-type endopeptidase activity. Gene Ontology annotation, biological process: proteolysis. The coding region runs from base 266 to 1852 and encodes 528 amino acids.